Rhagoletis zephyria (snowberry fruit fly) is the source of this 6577-nucleotide messenger RNA. RefSeq lists its product as uncharacterized. The record is from RefSeq and is a predicted model, not a curated record. Lineage: Eukaryota; Metazoa; Arthropoda; Insecta; Diptera; Tephritidae.
UAAGAAACCGAAAAUUGCGGUUUUCUGGAAACCUGGAUUAGGCUGACAUGGAUGCAAUUACCGUCAAAUCUAUUAACGAAAUGCCACUGGGCACCGUUGCCAGCAACAAAAUUAGUUGCGGGAGCAGCAACAGCAGUAGUGGCUACGCGAGUGCCACCAAUACCCCUACCAAUCCCACAUCGAUUGGAAACAAUAACAGUCACAUCCGCUAUUCGGAAUCGCACUCUACUACACCUGUGGGCAUGGUAGAACCUACACCAGUGGCCACAAUUGCUGCAGUAACGCCGUACUACAAUGAGACUUUCCAGCAGCAGCAACAACAGUUACAACAAUAUUACUCACACCUACAGCAGGACCAUCCCUCACAUUCAUAUCAAUUGACAGAUCCAUUGCUGCAACCCUCUGCGCCCCAGGAUAAAAGUACCUGUGACUCCUGUGCCUUCUUGGCGGGUAAUGACAACCCACAAUCCACCAAUAUCGAGCGCAAUUUUUUAGGCAUGCGGCACCCGACAACAUUCUACACGGAAUUGGAAAAGUCAAGUAAAAUUCCCAUGCAACCGGCGACACAGCAUCACAACAAAACUACCAACAGUCACAUCAACCAUAUUUAUAAUAGUGAGACUGGUCUGUAUAAUUCGAAACGUAGUAGUGAGGCGAGCACGUACGUAAAACCACAGGCCACCGCAACGCCAUUCUAUGCGCAGCCGUCGCAAACAAGUAGCUCCAUGGUUUAUUUUGAUCCCUACAAAAACAAAUUAUCCACGAAGUUGGCAAAAUACAAUAUCGAUUACAGUGAUAAACCGUUAGAGGCCACAAACGAAGCGCCGUACGCGCAAAAUUUUCAACAGAACUACGGUGGAAAUACGUUCCAGGGUGCUGUGUACGGUGGAAGUUCGUCGCAAAGGAAUCCACUGACUGCGGUCACGAAUGCGCGCGAACCGCAGCAACGUCUAGGGAUGCCUUUUGGCAACACAGCUAUGGCAGUUGGUAUCAACAUCGGUACUACAAGUAACAGCAGCAACGUCGGCGCAACUUAUUUCGAUAAAUAUCUGUACACUGUAGUGACUACGGCUGCACAGUCACCAUUUUACACAUCUACACAACCCGCAAAUCUAUCCGCUGUCCCACCACAAUAUGCGUCUGAAAUACGGAACGAUACCUAUCAUAAGACAUCAACAUCUUCGUCAUGGCACUGGAGUAUGGAGUAUAGUAACGGUAAUUAUCGUUCCCCGUCACGGUAUUCCAACGCCAUUCCAACUGCCACCAUACCACCCACGAAUGCAAGCUACGUGUCGCCGAAUACCGCUGUCGCCCCCAGUCGUGAUAUAUAUUACACACCUGAGAAAUAUAGCAACAAAUAUGAUAAGUACAAUUCUUAUUACAAUCCUCACCAACAGUAUAUGACAACGAAUGCGGUUGGUCAUACCUUCUGGCCGAAUUCGCCUCAUUCCACACCGUACCUUGUACCCGCACUUAACGAUAGUUUGUCACACGCGUACUCGCACCACGCAUCGUUACCUCCGACCGGCGUCCCCACCGCUAUAGCACCAGCACCUACGCAUCCUUCACUCGCAUAUCACCAUCCCUUUCCACCUUCUGCAGCUUCAGUCACCGAUCGCCAAAGUUGUUGCUCACAACCAUAUCAGCAGCAGAAUUGUUACUAUCCGCGAAAUGCACAGCAUCCUCACCAUCUUCCUAAUGUAUACAGCUCACACACGCAAACCGCAAGUGGAAACAGCAACAACAAUACCGCAGGGAAGUAUGGAAUGCUUGAUUAUGGACAUGAUACCAAAGCCAAGGUCAAUACUAAUGAUAUCUAUGCUAGAACGACGCCUACCUAUGAGACCACAAAUAUAAAUUAUCAUUCUUACCCGGUAGGUAUUACCCACAAUCAGCAAUAUGAAAACCCUAUAACACCAGCUACCGUAGUUUCACAUCAACCGCUCAAUCCAAAUAUUACGCCACAUAGUGACAUCUCGACUGUUUAUUAUAAUGAUCUCAACAUGCAGACUGCUUAUGAUACCUACAUUAGCCCAGUUCAAGUGCCGGCGUUACUACAACGGUGUGAAAGUUUAGUACAACGUGUUGAGCAGCUACCAAAUUUGCCACCUCCCUACAUACAGUCCACUCCAGUGAAAAGUUCACUAACUGACUUUCGAAAGCCGCCAGAAAUAGUAGAUGAGAACUGUUUUAUAGCUGAAACGACGCGCACGAACAUAAACGACCAUUUGACUACAGAUAUGAGCAACUCUGCAAGCAACUUCCGACAUGAGAGUGGGAUGCGUCUCAGCAAUGCAAUCAUAUAUAGCCAAAAGACGGCGGAAGAGAGUGCAGAUAAGACUGGCACUCCACUUACGCCAACAACUAAGAUUUACUCUAGUCUGCGUGAUUUUCUGAGUACUUGGAAUGAAGAUGAAGAAGAUUUUGAAUUCACGGAUGAGCGGAAGUUGUCUGACACACCGCAUUUCGAUGAACAGAUAAUUGGCACAGAAGGCAAAACGAAUCUUGCUAAGAUAUCAAAUAAAAUGCUUUGCGUAUCAGGACUCCCAAGUGUGGCCAAUACACCAGUCUCAAUCACCCUCGAUUCCGAGGAAAUAAGUCGAACACCGCAACAACCAUCAAAUACCUCAGCAUCAAAUACACGUUCCAAAACGCACGAUGACGUUAAUGUAGGCAGAUCAACAGAUGUAGAGACAAAUCGAAAUGUAAGCAUAAGUUUGCCUGAUAUCAUCAUCGAUAUCGAAAGGUCUAGUAGUUCAACGCCAGCUUUUUCGAGCGCAGCAAAGGUCUUCAAGGUCGAUAUGAAUAUGAAAUCUAAAAGCGAAGAUAUACACUAUAAUAAUUUUGAUGUUGAAAAAGAGAUUGAUGAACUAAAAACAAAAAGGGUUCAACUAUCAAGAAAAAACCCUAAUAUACCGCCUCCAUGCACGGGUGGCGUAAUAAUGAGGACCGAAACCGAAGCGAAAGAAAUACAAACAAAAACCAUGCCCCAAAGUUUUAUUGAAGACGAAAAUGAUAAAUUAGAAAGUAUGAAAACGUCGAAAAGUUUUGAACUAAUUAGUAAUUCCUCUUACACAGCAGCAACGGAGAAAUUAGAAGAAAAUAUUAAUUCUUCAGUCAACAAAAGUGAGCUUACCUUAUCAACCGUCCAAACUAAACCAGACGUCUCUUGCGAUCGAGGUAUCGAAAGUGAUUAUACAACGAUUUCUAAUGGCUCCACAUUUGAAAGAGAAUACAAGACAUUUAUUAAUAAAAUAGGGAACAAUUUUGACCUCAACGUUGCUGUUAGUAAUGAGAGCAAUAUUGGCACAAUUAAUAUGGCUAACAAACUGACUGAUUCCGGAACUAUUCUUGAAAAUAGAAUGACUAAAACGUUUGCAAAACGUAAUCCCCAAACUGAUAUUGAUAUAAUACAUAAACUUAAAAGUUUUUCAAAAUUCUACAAACGAAAAUAUUCGGAUUUAAUAAAAUAUGAAGGUGGUAAUAAAUUACGAAAUCAAGGGCAAAUUUUAGUUAGCGAUUUAAAUUUUGCUGUGGUCUCAACAAAGCCCUGUAGAAAGGGGAAAGGAAAGCAGAUUCAUCUGAAACCAAGCAAAUAUUCAUUCUACCAAAGAACUUUACGAUCUUUACGGCGCCACCUUAUUAUAAGAGGUAAACGGCUGGAUUCAACUCUCCUCCUGCAACAACACAUUGCCCCAGUGGCGGAGAGCCCUUUACCUGUAAUCAUGAGGAAAGUUGCAAAGCAAUUUUCUAGUAGAGCUGAAAACCAAUUUAAGUUUUUUAAUCCGAAAACUCUAAAAUGCUUGACUAUAUGUUUAAUAAAUUCCGAGAUAUUUCGGAUUAAGCUCUUGAAUAGAGCAAAUUUUAAGAAAGACAUUACUGAACCUAAAAUAAUGAAUACAGCUCCAAAGAAGGAAAUUGAAAUUCCCAAUGAAAUGUUGAAAGCAAUAUCAGAUAUUCCGCCCCCAAACCAAGCACAAGUAAUUGAAAAUAAUGAGGAAUGUAAAAAAUCAGCUGAUAUUUUUGCUGAAAGCUCACUUAAUGAGCAACUACUGUAUGGAAUUAAGACGGCUGAAAAUUGCACGUAUCUUAACUCUUUGCGUCAUUUUGUUGCAGAAAACGCGCCUAGUAAAGAUAUUGUUGUAGAGGGAAUAGAAAGCAAGAAAACUGAAAUUUUUGAUGUUGAAAAUAAAAAUUUUAUUGAGUCGACAAAAGUCCUUGACGGGCCUCCUUAUGAAAUACCUCCAUCUUCACAGAAUAUGGAAGUACUUAAGGAGCAAAUUUUUGAAACAGAAAAGGUGGGGGAAGAAAGAACUGGAACAUCGAAUUUCAAUACAGAUAAUGGUAAUCGAGUCAAACGAACUAAAUUACAGCUCUCAGAAGAUGAAACAGAAAAAUCAUGUGCACAUUCCGAACAGAGUAAAACAAUAGAAAUUGGGUUUGUCACUGUACAGUUGAAAAAAACCAGCAAUACGAGUGUUGAAAUGGCUAUGCAUAACUUUGAGAAUAGAGAACCCACAUUGGACAUUGUUUUCCCAUCAAAAGAUGAGAAGAUUCGGUUAAACAGUUCUGGAGAGAAUGUGUACCGAAUCGUCGAAGAUCAUUUACAUUCGGAGAGGGUCAAACAUCCGCAGACCGAGAUGAAUAUAGAAAAAAACGAACAAUCGGUUAGAGCGGAUUCGCCAGGGAUAACUAGAAAUUGUGAAUUAUGUGAUGAACAGUCUGAAAGAUUAACAAAUUUAGAUGUAUAUGAGAUGGAAAAUAGUGUUGAAAUGUUUAGAGCCAAAAAAUUCGUUGAAUAUUUUCCUGAAUCACCAAGACACUAUUUUGAAAAGUCAGUUGACUUUGAUGAUAAAUCCCCAGACUGCUACUCGUCGGGAAGUUCCGAUUCAUCUGCAACAUCUUGUGGUCACAAAUUAAAAAUACUAUCCUCGUCAUCUUCUUACUUAUCCUCUGACGAAGAUACCAAAAGUAAUACGGGGACGACAUAUAGCGAUUCUAAUGAAAUGAAAGAAUCAGAAAAGGAGCUUUCUCAACGUCAAGCAAGUGAGUCGAGUAAUAAUUUCCAAGCAAUUGCAAAAGAAAAACAUAUUGAUGCAGACUUUUAUACCCAAGAUGGCAGCAGAGAUAAAAGGUACGAUGUUCCGGUCAGAACUAUAACAGAAAAUGAUAUCAAGACCUUGAAACAAACAUUAGGAAGGGGUAGUGAUGAACAUGAGCAAGAGGAAACCAGCCUUAAGAAGACUGACCAAAAUGUAUACGAAGAUGAAAGGUAUGCACAUGCCAGCAUUAAUACAAAUGUUUCGGAAGAUAACGAAUACCAUGAUGGAUAUAAGACUACGGAAGAUAACGAGCCGAUGCAAGCAGAAGAAAGUGUUGUAUUUAAUGACGAAUCAAAUUUGGAAGUUCCUGUGAAUGUAAAAGAUUCUUUGGGGUAUGAGGUGGGGAACGUGUUUGUAGAGACAAGCAGAUUAGAAAGAUGUGAUAAGUCAUGCGAAAUGGAGUGUUUGGAGACUGGCCUUGAAAUAGGCGAAAUUCAAUCCCAAAUCAAAUAUCUCUUUAAUGCAUCAUUAGGAGCUAGCAAGGAGAAUAGAGUACCGAGUUUAAAACAAAUACUGCUGGACUUUCUUGAGAGAGAAAAUUCCAUAGAAUAUGAUUCAAAAAUUCACCGUACUGAAGAUGAUAUAAAUAGCAGAAUACCAAAGCUAAGUGACCUUUGUAAAAUUGCCUUAUGUAGUUCCUUCGAAAUUAGCGCCACCAGUAAUACAAUCCAAAAUGUUCCAGAAAAACUGGAGCGCGAAUUGAGCGUUGAAGAAGCUUUAGCGGAGAUGUAUCGACAAGCCGGUGUCGCUUUAGACCCCGAAGAUGGCGAUGAAGAAGAGAAAGAAGAUCGUGACUGUGAUAUGAAUGAAAAUGCGCUUAGCGUUGUGGCGCAUGCACAAGAGGUGGAUUUGCCUAUGGCAGUCCACGACGAUGAGGAUAAUAUCGCAGUUAGAGAUGAGAAUGACGAAGCGGUUAAAGAUGUCGCGCGUUUAGAAAAUUGCCUACAAGAAGUGAAAUUGACUUACGAAACGACGGAUUUAUUUGGACCUUACUCGACUACAGACGCGGGUAUGCCGCAUUUGUUGAAUGAAGCGGAAAUGUCUUAUACAACACUCACUCGGACUGUUCCAACUGAAAUUACCGAGGAUGCGAUGAUAUUCGAUAAUGAACAUCCCAUUCAUAUGGAUUCACUUGAACCACAGUUUUAUUUUCCCGCAAUACAUCACGAAGAAAUUGUCUCACAUGAUUACAGACGUCUCAAGCGGCAGAUAUUAUACAGUAGUUUGCGUGAAAAAUAUGUGUUGAAAAGAGUAAAUUUUAGGGCCCAUUAUGGUAAUCGUUUAUUAAAAAAGUACAUACACCGUUGGAUAUUGCAAUGCCUGAUAGCCAGGUUCAGGGAACGGGAAUUGAAGAAGGUCCAAAUAUAAGAAGAUAAGUAGAGGUGAGAAUUUCGAUAGCUGCAGAAGUAGAUAUACAUAUAUCGUUACCUUAAUAUAGAAAGGCCCCAAUCUCACAUCGUCGCUGAAAUGCCAAA